AUGUAUAUACGAGACACUCAACUGUAACCGCUAACAAAAAUACGACAUUGCAGUUAAAAUAACGGUCACUGUGCGUUGGACUUCGCUGUGCAUUAUGGGCACGCGCUCCUCCCCACGUGCCUGCGUGGAGUCAACAUGGUACCGACACUAACUGACUUCAGCUGGGUUAGCAUUAGCCGGAGUUAAGACACUCCUUCUGCUCCUUCAACGCACCACAUUUCUGGGCUGAAGUGUGCAGGUUGGAUCUCUAAGAUCUGCUGCCGCUCCUCUCCUCUUUUAUCUCCUCUUCCCCUCCUCGCUCUGCUCACAUCAAUAUGGCCAGCGGGGAUGAUGAUGACCCCAUUAUAGAAGAGAUUGAUGUGUAUCUUGCCAAAAGCCUCGCAGAUAAGUUGUAUCUUUUUCAGUACCCUGUCCGACCCUCCACUAUGACCUACGAUGAUGUCAGCCACUUAACUGCUAAGAUCAAACCCAAACAGCAAAGGGUGGAGUUGGAAAUGGCCAUAAACACAAUGAGUCCCAACUACUGUCGCAGUAAAGGAGAGCAGAUCGCUCUGAAUGUGGAUGGCACCUCCUAUGAUGAAACCAACACAUAUUCAGUGAAAAUGAUGGACAAACAGACGUUCUCCUCCAUCCAGGCCACCACCAACACCUCCAGAUACGCUGCCGCUGUGUUCCGCAAAGGUGAGCUUCAUGUCACACCUCUGACGGGAAUCCUGCAGAUGAGACCCAGCUUCUCUUACCUGGACAAGGCCGACAACAAAACCAGAGAGAGGGAGGCAGCCAAUGAAGGUGGAGACUCCUCCCAGGAUGAAGCUGAGGAGGAAGCCAAAGCCAUUACGGUGAGGUUUGCUCGUCCCGAGUCGGAGCAGGCCCGGCAGAGGAGGAUCCAGUCGUACGAAUUCCUCCAGAAGAAGCAGGCAGAAGAGCCCUGGGUUCACCUGCACUACCACGGAGUCAAGGACAGCCGUUCAGAACAUGAAAAGCAGUACCUGUUCUGCCAGUCGGUGGACGCCUCAGAGAACUCUGAACUGGUCAAAACUCCUAAGGAGUAUCUCGCAAUGCUGAUGCCACCUCUUGCAGAAGAAAAAGUUGUGAGGCCUGUAGGUCCGAGUAAUGUGCUUUCAAUGGCUCAACUCCGCACUCUGCCGCUGGGCGAGCAAGUCAAGACCCUGAUGAAGAACGUCAAAGUGAUGCCAUUUGCGAACCUGAUGGGCUUGCUCGCCUCUGGUACCGACUCAACCGCAGUGCUGCGCUGCAUCCAGCAGGUGGCGCUGCUGGUUCAGGGAAACUGGGUUGUCAAAAGUGAUGUUCUGUAUCCUAAAAACACCUGCAGUCCUCACAGCGGCGUCCCUGCUGAAGUGCUCUGUCGUGGCCGGGACUUUGUGAUGUGGAGGUUCACUCUGGAACGCUCUUUGAUGAGAAAGGAGGUUACGUCCAUCAUCAAACUUCCUCCGGAGGACGUGAAGGAGUUCUUGGAGCAUGUGGCUGUGCCUCGGAUAAACCGGGGCUGGGAGUUCCUGUUGCCUACUGAUGAAGACUUCAUUAAGAAACACCCAGAUGUUGCCCACAGGCAACACAUGCUGUGGCUUGGCAUCCAGAGCAAGUUGGAAAAGGUCUUUAACUUCUCUAAAGAAGACUUCAUGCCAAAGAAUUCCCCUCAGCCUGAUGCUGUCCAUGUCAGCGGGGAGCAGCGCCUGAAGAUGGCUCAAGAUCGUGCACAGGAAAAACAGGCGUCCCUACAAAAGGAUCUGGACGCCAAACGAGCGGGAAGCAGCAUCCACAUCAAACAGGAACCAGUCAGUGACAGGGAAGACGAACCUAUGGACACCUCCUCUCCCCCGUCCUCCUCCAUCCCCAACGGUUCUAUCAAUGGUUACCCCAGCGCUACCUCCCCCAACUUCGAUCAUACUAACGGUAACGGAGGGAGUCCCACCAACACGCCUUCCCAGGAGCUGCAAAACUUUGUGAUCAAGACUUUCAGGAAGCAUUUUGUACUGACGCUGAAUGAGUUUAAGAGGCUAUUUAACCUCCACCUGGCUUCCAUGCCGGCGGGGCACGGUGUCUUUAACUCCAUCUCGGACCGCAUGCUACAGGACGCUGUACUGUCCUGCCAGUGCAAACAGAUAAUGGUGCCUUUUCCUACUCAGAGCACAGCAUCCCCCGAUGAACAGAAGGUGUUUGGUUUGUGGGAGACCGGAGAGGAAUUCGACAAGCACCGUCGGCUGCUGUUUGACCUGUUCACGAAGAACUACCGCGUUAGGAGGAACAUGGUACAAGCCAGACUGGCAGAGGAGUUUGGAGACGUCUCAAAGGCCGAGAUUGACCGGCUGCUCAAGGAGUGCUGCAGCAGCCACGCAGGGAUGUGGUACCUCAAGGGAACGAUACAGUCCUGACACUGAGAGCCUGCCACCCUGCGGUCACCGUCAGCCAAUCAAAUCCUCUCCCGGGUGUCCAGCUGGGAGGGCAGUCUAAGAGAUGAGAGCCAAUCACAGCUCGCCCAGCUCUGAGGUCGGGGCGAUCGGAGGACAAAGAUGUCAGCCGUCUGCUCAGAACACGAAGCUUUUUCCUCGUCUCAACUGAAGCAUUUCUGACAUUUAACACGAGCACUCUGAUGCAGCGCGGAGGAUAGAAACUCCUCUCACACUCACACUGACAGCUGGAGUGUGAGCGGAAACGAUGAAUAUUUAAAAAAAUAAAAUAAAAAUGAAGACAUAGCAAGUUACAUAUACGGUUUAUCAAUAGAUUUGGGAUUUCUGACUUCAUGUUUGAUGAACUUUAUUUUUGAAUUAAGCUUUUACCAGAGCAGGAUGGUGUUUACUAUUGAAAGCAGCUGCGGCUCAGACUGCUUUCAUUUUUCCUCCUGAUUUGUAAAAAAGAAAAAAAAUGUGUAUCACUUUUUAAGUUGUCACCAACGAAGCAAACGUUGUUUAAGGCCUUGUGCGUAGAAAACCUCAGAAGAAGCAAACCUGAUUUUCCCUUUUUCAUCCAUUAACUUUACAAAUAUGACUCAGUUAAGGCAUAUCAAAUGAAUACUGUAUUUAUUCCACCCUCAACACACAACGGCUUUAACGAUGGAUGCUGCAAGCGCUUAAUUAAAAUGUGAAGAGUCAACAUGAGAAGAGGGGGGAAAAAAAACCCAUCUAGUGAUGCAGAAACAAGCAAAAAGCCCUAAAUGUCACUAUGCUCGUGUUUAUAGAAAUUAAAUCACUUUAUGUUUGGCAAUCAUGGACCUGGAAACUGCUACAUCAAAUGUGGCUUUUUCUCACAUUUCUGUAUUAUUCAGUCUAAUGUGUAGUGAAAUAUAAAAUUUAAGAAGAAGUGGAUUAAAUGGCUUGAUGUUGAGGUUUGUUUUUUUCUCAGUUGAAUGUAAAAAGUUUCAAUUGGGUUUUUCUUUGAGAGAAACUAGAGUGACUUGAUUUCGAUCGCCAAAUAAAGAUGCAAUUUGGAGAAAAGUUGUCAUAUUUUUAUCAUAAAUCUGUCAGGAUUUAAUCCAUUAUAUUGUAAAAGGAAAAAGAAAGAAAGAAAGGAACCGGAACUGACUCGUUCAUUACUCAAAGUCAAUAGGUGGAUCGUGGGUGAUGGGGGAGGUGUUGCUAUGGAUACGUUGGUGUAUCGCCAUGUGCUGCUAUCUUGAGCCUCCAUCUAAAGUGCCUCUGCCUCACAAGGCAUUCAGGACAAACUCCCACCCGUUCAUAAACGCCAUUACAAAGACAGUAAUGCUUUGAUUCUCGUUGAAAUACUUCAAGAUGUUUAAGACCUUUAUGAGUGGAAAUGUAAAUAAAGGCUUAAUCAAUAAUGA
Molecule: messenger RNA, 3799 nt
Organism: Thunnus maccoyii (southern bluefin tuna)
Lineage: Eukaryota; Metazoa; Chordata; Actinopteri; Scombriformes; Scombridae
Gene: polr3e
Product: polymerase (RNA) III (DNA directed) polypeptide E
Exons: 21
Coding region: 315-2393 (692 amino acids)
Biological process (GO): DNA-templated transcription
Cellular component (GO): nucleus; RNA polymerase III complex
Source: RefSeq, a predicted model, not a curated record